Rhodamnia argentea is the source of this 1537-nucleotide messenger RNA. Its product is annotated as defective in cullin neddylation protein AAR3. Gene Ontology annotation, biological process: positive regulation of ubiquitin-protein transferase activity; protein neddylation. Gene Ontology annotation, cellular component: ubiquitin ligase complex. The record is from RefSeq and is a predicted model, not a curated record. The transcript is spliced from 9 exons. Lineage: Eukaryota; Viridiplantae; Streptophyta; Magnoliopsida; Myrtales; Myrtaceae. The coding region runs from base 335 to 1288 and encodes 317 amino acids. Gene Ontology annotation, molecular function: cullin family protein binding; ubiquitin-like protein binding; ubiquitin conjugating enzyme binding.
UUAUCUCUCCUCUCCAAGCAUCAAAUAGUCCAAAGAAGUUCCAAAGGAGCGAACUUGAUCCAGAGCUCUAAGCAUCAAGCACAAUCCUCUUUUGCCAGAUUGUCUGUGAUCGAGUCCAAUUUGAGGCGACUCACCUUCUUCUGUCGUAGCGCUAGGAAAUCCCAAAAAAGAAUUUGGAAAGAAGAUAAGAAAGGAUUCCGGAGGAGCGAAUUUGCUUUAGAGAUAAGGCGUUUAUCGUGUGAAUUUCUGUGUGUCUACUCCAACCUAGGGUUUCGAUUCGCUUUCCCUGAACAAAACCUAGCUGAAGCCAAUAGCCCUCCACAGUUCUUCGCCGAUGGAUCCCUCUUCCGAUCACAUGGAUAUAUUCGACGUCUACAGCCGAUUCUGCGACAUUAAAUCUGGAAUUGCUUCUGCGCGUGCGGAAAGAGGUCUGAGACAAGGUGACAAGUCUGAAACAGCAAAAUUUUCGAGGGAGGCAUUGGCUCAGCUCUUAAAAUAUGUUGAAUUGAGAUUGCCAAUGAGGGAUUCAAUUUUUAAUGAGCUCUUCAAGCUUAUGUUGCGAUUGAACUUGCUGGCUGAUUUUGCAGAGUUUGCAUGCUUCUAUGAGUUUGUUUUCUUCAUCUGCCGUGAAAAUGGACAAAAAAACAUCACUGUAAGCAAGGCUAUUACUGCCUGGAAACUUGUAUUAGCUGGGAGGUUUCGACUGCUUAACCAGUGGUGCGAAUAUGUUGAGAAAAACCAGCGAUACAACAUCUCCGAAGAUACUUGGCAGCAAGUUCUAGCAUUUAGCCAUUGCGUACAUGAAACUCUAGAAGGUUAUGAUCCUGCAGGUGCUUGGCCUGUCUUAAUAGAUGAUUUCGUUGAGCAUAUGUACAGGGUAUCGGGAUCCAGCAACAACACUAACUUCCAUUGUACCUGUGACGAUUCAGAACCUCACGAUGACCCUCUCCCCAGAUUGAAGAGCUAUCAUGGUUUGAAGAGGAAGUUUAAUGACGAGGUCACAAAGGUUAGUGAGGGACUUUCAGAAACGUGCAUUGAGGACUCCACCCACGAUCAUUGGUCCGUGAUUUCCAAGAGAAGGCAAAAGGUGAAUUCGUCUUCAGCCUUCGAGGAUAGCCCUCUGACCGAUACUCCUGAUGACUGCAUGGAAAAUGUCAGACACAGUAGUCCUCUUGGCGCCAAGUCUCCAUGUGCAGUCGAAGGUUGCUUAUCAAAGGGCUUCGCUGGGCUCUUCUCCGGGCAUUCCUAUUUGCCAUACGACGGGGAAAGAAGAGUUUCCUACACGUGAGAGGUGUUAUUUUAUCUAUAAAGCGGGUUUUGGUAGAUGACGUAGUUUCCAUAUACCGAUUGCUAUGCUUGGGGUGACCAUUCUUGCGCUCUCAUGCCAUCUUUUCCUGGGUUCCCCACUUUGAAGUACUUUUGCCUGUUACAAGUAAGAAGUGAUCUGGUCCAUGGGUAACGAUAUGAUUUUGUCAAAUGCCAAUAUUACAUUUACUCAGAACGAUUAUUGAGUAUUUGUUCUUUUUCCUUUUCUUUG